Molecule: messenger RNA, 1425 nt
Organism: Exophiala bonariae
Lineage: Eukaryota; Fungi; Ascomycota; Eurotiomycetes; Chaetothyriales; Herpotrichiellaceae
Exons: 1
Coding region: 1-1425 (474 amino acids)
Biological process (GO): DNA-templated transcription
Molecular function (GO): DNA binding; zinc ion binding
Source: RefSeq, a predicted model, not a curated record
AUGUCUCAGCCUCGCACCCUCAACUCUGCAAUCACUGUCGUCCCACCGGUGGAGCUCCCUAGCGAGACUUAUGCAGGCUCACCUGACUUCAUUGCGACAAGUCCCUUCUCGACCGCUACAGCUCAGAACAGGGCAGAUCCCGCGUUUUCUGAGAGCGAUGUCAUGCCAUGGAUCAACAUCUUCUUCGACCGACUCUAUCCAACCUUACCAAUAGUCAACCGUUUUGCUUUAUAUCGAGAUAUUGUGGGCCGCCGUCAGAGUCGAGAUCCUGAUUUUGCUGCCAUGGUCCUCUCCCUCUCUGCCCUUGCGCUCAUACAACCGGUGUUGAGAGAAGAACAUGAGUCCAUGCCAUCUCGCACCGCCUUGGCCACCAAAAUGCUCCAGGCUGCAAUAAAGUUGAGAACACAUACCUUCGGAGAGAACCUUAGCGUCGUUUCUGUUGUGUCAAGCUUCUUUAUGUUCGCCGCUUUGUUUGGAUUGGGAAAUCAGAAUGCAGCCUGGCUUCGUCUAAGAGAAGCAGUUGAGUGUGGUAAGAUGAUUGGCCUUCACCAACCAGAUACCUACAAAUAUCUUACUAGGGACGAAAAAGGCCCGCGUUUUCGAUUGUUUUUGAUUUUAUCAGUCACAGAACGCGGCUACGCACUUCAGCGCAAUCACUAUAUCAGCUUCACUGGUCAGCAUCUCUCUAAAAUGGAUGGAAUAUACAGAGAAAUCGAGACGGCGGCAACCAGUCAGAUAUCAAGCAUUUUAGUCCACGAUGAUAAAGAUGUCACUGCGAUGCGUGGACUUCUACAGCUUAUGAAAUUGUUCGACUCCGUAGAUGAGGACAUCAUCCCAUGUUGGAAUAGGAGUUGCUCGAUUGCUCAUGGUUCCUGUACACGACUCAAUGCUGCCCAAGUACAUCGGGUGUACAAUGCAGUUUCUGAGGCCAUGCCACCAACCCGAGCAAGAUAUCCUGCACACCCCGGCCAGAAUCAUCUGGAUGCUGACCCUUCGGCGGUGCAACACUCUGGCACUACGUUGAAUGACCCACAAUGGGCCGACUGCUUUGUGUUACAACAAUGGCUUCUCGUCAGACUAUGGGUCUCCUGCCUGACUCACGAUUUGCUUGACGAAGACAGUAGCCUCCAUUUCAUGAAAUCGGGCUUUGCUGUCAGUGUUGCCGCAACUGUCUGGGAGCAAUGCCGCCAGCUCGAGACUCGUGUUCUCGAGGUACACGGGAUUGGAAUGAUCGAACGCUUAUUCGAUGUUGCUAUGGGUGUUUGUAUGGCUAUUGAGCAUUGCAAAGGUUUGGAUCGUGCAUACGCCACCACAGCAGGCCAUGCGACCCUUCAGCAUUACUUUGUCCUCCUGGACCACUUGCGCAAUGGUGGGCAUACCUACAGCUCUACGCUGCGAGAAGCGUAUGAUUCCAUACAAACAUGA